UGAGAUUAGCAUAUUUGGCGCCUGUGUGGGUCCUUAGAUUGUUAAUAGAUAAGGCCUGGCCAGAAGAUUGUCGGGGACUCAUCUUGUACGCUUAACUGACAAAUUUGCUUACGUUCUUGCCAGACCUGCCACCUCAUCUCACCUAAAUUCUAGUUUUGAAGAUUAACCCCAUGGUAGUUUUCAUAUUCUGUUACCUUUUGUAAACUGGUCAAAUCCGUGGGCUUAGAAAACAAGGAAGAUACUGAGAGGCCCCGGUCUUUUAUCGUAGUGGGUUCUUCUAGAGCUGUUUGGUACCUCUCAUGGUAUUCUCCACUUUUGGGGAUAAACACAUAUAGUGCUGAGUGGUUGUUUGCAUUAUCAGGAAAAUUGUUAUCAUGGGCGUUGGGCUGGAGGCCUUGAUGCAGGAGAAGAACAGUGGGAAUUUUAUUAAAGCUUUUGGCUUUAUUUUAAAUUGAAAAGAGUUUUGGGUUGGGCCUCUGGGUUUGAUUUGUUAAAUUUUGUGUGUAUAUUAGUGGGUAAUAGAAAUGUAUUUGGUGGAGAUGGGUCAAGGGCAGGGGAAAUCUUUCAAGGAGUCCUUGAAGGCGCUUGAGGCAGACAUUCAGCAUGCUAACACCUUGGCAUCUGAGUUUCCAAGGGAGUAUGAUGGUGCUUGUCUGCAAAUGAGACUUUCCUAUAGCCCAGCAGCACACUUGUUCCUUUUCCUUGUGCAAUGGACCGAUUGCAGUCUUGCAGGGGCACUGGGUCUGCUAAGAAUACUCAUAUACAAGGUUUAUGUUGAUGGUACCACUACAAUGUCAACACAUGAACGAAAAGCCAGCAUUAGAGAAUUUUAUGCUGUAAUAUUUCCAUCUUUAUUACAACUUGAAGGAGGGAUAACAGACAUGGAAGAUCGUAAACAGAAAGCAGUAUGUAUGGAAAGAUAUAAGAAAAAGGUUGAUGAAGAGAGGGGACAACUUUCUGCACUCGAUUUGGAACGGGAAGAAGAAUGUGGAAUAUGCAUGGAGACCAAUAGUAAGAUUGUCUUGCCUAAUUGCAACCAUGCCAUGUGCAUGAAAUGCUACCGAGAAUGGCAUGCACGGGCACAGUCAUGUCCAUUUUGCCGUGAUAGUUUGAAAAGAGUAAAUUCAAGAGAUUUGUGGAUAUUUACAGAUAGUGGAGAGGUAGUGGAUAUGACAACAUUGGCAAGAGAGAACUUGAAAAGAUUGUUUAUCUAUGUUGAAAAAUUGCCACUCUUGGUUCCUGAGAAUGUAUUUAGUGUUUAUGAUGCUCAUUAUGAUUCCCACAUCAAAUGAAAGUUGCUGAUGUUAUUGCAGCUCCCCAGUUUCUUUCUGGCAUUAACUGGUCGCAACCAGUGUUUAAAUCUAAUUGUUCAUUGGAUUCAACAAAAUGAUUAAGCAUCUCCGCUUCAUUGCAGAGAUAGUUCUACUGCCUUAUUGGCAGCAUAAGAUAGAUAGGGUUUGAUGCAAGGUAAAGAUUUAAGUGAAUCCAAUUCUAUGGGUUUUCCUUGCUUGUAUCUAAUAGUAUGUACGGGUCAGAAUGUACAGCAUACACCAUCUGUUUAUAUAACUGUAAUUGGAUAAUUCAGCCCGUAUGAUCUACAAAUGAUCUGGUUGGCUUUCUGUAUAUAUGUUUUAUAUCUGUACAUGAUGAGUUACUGGCAAAGGUAGAACAUGUUUGCCAUUAGCUUUCCUUUUAACAACCCCUGGAUUCAGAAGGAUGGAGGCAAAACAAGGCUUCUGCUCAAUCUUUGAAGUAUUUGCAGUCAAAGGUUAGCCUUUUGCAUUCUUGCUUAUCCAUUGUGUAAACAAUGUGAGAAUGUCAUUUAACUGUUCAAACAUCAUUUUAGUGGUGGUUGCAGGUUUGAAAAUCUCUCAAUCAAAUUUCAGUGAUUUAUCUGUGCCCUGAA
Molecule: messenger RNA, 1906 nt
Organism: Cryptomeria japonica (Japanese cedar)
Lineage: Eukaryota; Viridiplantae; Streptophyta; Pinopsida; Cupressales; Cupressaceae
Product: E3 ubiquitin-protein ligase AIRP2
Exons: 5
Coding region: 525-1292 (255 amino acids)
Biological process (GO): protein ubiquitination
Molecular function (GO): ubiquitin protein ligase activity
Source: RefSeq, a predicted model, not a curated record